UGUGAUAUCUGUGGUAAAUCAUUCUCACAAAAUAGUGACUUAACUAAACACAGACGUCUUCAUUCAGGCGAAAGACCGUAUCACUGUGAUAUCUGUGGUAAAUCAUUCUCACAAAAUAGUGACUUAACUAAACACAGACGUCUUCAUUCAGGCGAAAGACCGUAUCACUGUGAUAUCUGUGGUAAAUCAUUCUCACAAAAUAGUGACUUAACUAACAGACGUCUUCAUUCAGGCGAAAGACCGUAUCACUGUGAUAUCUGUGGUAAAUCAUUCUCACAAAAUAGUGACUUAACUAAACACAGACGUCUUCAUUCAGGAGAGAGACCAUAUCACUGUGAUAUCUGUGGUAAAUCAUUCUCACAAAGUAGUGACUUAACUAAACACAGACGUCUUCAUUCAGGAGAGAGACCAUAUCACUCUGAUAUCUGUGGUCAAUCAUUCUCACAAAAUAGUGACUUAACUAAACACAGACGUCUUCAUUCAGGCGAAAGACCGUAUCACUGUGAUAUCUGUGGUAAAUCAUUCUCACAAAAUAGUGACUUAACUAAACACAGACGUCUUCAUUCAGGCGAAAGACCGUAUCACUGUGAUAUCUGUGCUAAAUCAUUCUCACAAAAUAGUGACUUAACUAAACACAGACGUCUUCAUUCAGGCGAAAGACCGUAUCACUGUGAUAUCUGUGGUAAAUCAUUCUCACAAAAUAGUGACUUAACUAAACACAGACGUCUUCAUUCAGGAGAGAGACCAUAUCACUGUGAUAUCUGUGGUAAAUCAUUCUCACAAAAUAGUGACUUAACUAAACACAGACGUCUUCAUUCAGGAGAGAGACCAUAUCACUGUGAUAUCUGUAAAUCAUUCUCACAAAGUAGUGACUUAACUAAACACAGACGUCUUCAUUCAGGAGAGAGACCAUAUCACUCUGAUAUCUGUGGUCAAUCAUUCUCACAAAAUAGUGACUUAACUAAACACAGACGUCUUCAUUCAGGCGAAAGACCGUAUCACUGUGAUAUCUGUGGUAAAUCAUUCUCACAAAAUAGUGACUUAACUAAACACAGACGUCUUCAUUCAGGCGAAAGACCGUAUCACUGUGAUAUCUGUGCUAAAUCAUUCUCACAAAAUAGUGACUUAACUAAACACAGACGUCUUCAUUCAGGCGAAAGACCGUAUCACUGUGAUAUCUGUGGUAAAUCAUUCUCACAAAAUAGUGACUUAACUAAACACAGACGUCUUCAUUCAGGAGAGAGACCAUAUCACCUGUGAUAUCUGUGGUAAAUCAUUCUCACAAA
Messenger RNA from Octopus sinensis (East Asian common octopus), 1286 nucleotides. RefSeq names its product zinc finger protein 271-like. Gene Ontology annotation, cellular component: nucleus. The record is from RefSeq and is a predicted model, not a curated record. Gene Ontology annotation, biological process: regulation of transcription by RNA polymerase II. Lineage: Eukaryota; Metazoa; Mollusca; Cephalopoda; Octopoda; Octopodidae. Gene Ontology annotation, molecular function: DNA-binding transcription factor activity; RNA polymerase II cis-regulatory region sequence-specific DNA binding.